This is a messenger RNA of Sciurus carolinensis (gray squirrel), 2157 nucleotides long. RefSeq names its product ring finger protein 212B (gene Rnf212b). The record is from RefSeq and is a predicted model, not a curated record. Gene Ontology annotation, biological process: protein sumoylation; reciprocal meiotic recombination; homologous chromosome pairing at meiosis. The transcript is spliced from 15 exons. The coding region runs from base 871 to 1599 and encodes 242 amino acids. Gene Ontology annotation, cellular component: synaptonemal complex. Gene Ontology annotation, molecular function: SUMO transferase activity. Lineage: Eukaryota; Metazoa; Chordata; Mammalia; Rodentia; Sciuridae.
UUUCACUGCAACCAAUGUUUCCGAAAAGAUGGGGCCCAUUUCUUUGUCACCAGCUGUGGCCAUAUUUUCUGUAAAAAGUGUGUGACUCUGGAGACUUCCUUCAGUGCCAGAGAUCUUGAAUAGCCUCCUGGUCAGUCAUCCAGAAGCAAUUCUUCGCAUAAUUGACGAACUUGGCUUCCACUUUGGGAAGAGAACCACCUUUCUCUAUACUUGCUUGCAUUUUUGCUUUAAUGUCUUCUACACAACUAGGUCCUUUUGGUGUUUUAGGAAUUUUUUCCUGUUUUUUGAAGGAUUCUUGACCUUUUGAUUGUGGUGUUGAUGGUUUUGAGUCUUUUCCAUUCUGGUUUGAUUUUUGUGCAUUUUUGACUGGAGUAUCUUGUACAGAUUUCUUCACUGGAGCUUUUUCUUCAGUUUCCUCAUCAUCAAAGUCAUCAUCAUCAUUGUCAUCGUCGUUUUCGUCAUCAUCAUCUUCAUCAUCGUUGUCAUCUUCAUCAGCAGCAAGUUUUACUUUUUUCUGGGGAAACUCGCUACUACCUCCAGGGGCAGAUCCCUUUCCAGAUACACUUAAGAGUUUCACAUCAUCCCCCUCUUCUUCUUCUGAUUCUGCAUCUUCCUCCACAGCUACUAAGUGCUGCCCACUAAUAUGCACAGGCCCUGAACCACACUUCAACCUUAAGACCACAGGUGGUGUGAUUUCAAAGCCCCCAAGGGAAACUGUUGGCUGUACAGACAUUUUCAAUGUUGCCAAUGUUACUUUAAUUGGACUGCCUUCAUAAUUCAUUGCCUCUGCUUCAACAAGAAAAAUGUGCUGUUUGUGGAACUCCUUGCAAGCAUCUGGCUCUUUCUGAUAAUCUAAAACCUCAAGAGAAGAUGUUCUUCAAAAGCCCUGUGGAGACAGCUUUGCAGUAUUUUGGUCAUAUCUCUCAGGUAUGGAGUUUCCAGAAGAAGCAAACAGAUCUCCUCAUUGCCUUUUAUAAGCAUAGAAUUACAAAAUUAGAAGCAGCCAUGCAGGAGGCACAGCAAACAGUGGCUAGCCAGGACAAAGAGUUGUCAACUUUAAGAAAGGAGAAUGGAGAACUGAAGAAAUUUCUAGCCAUAGUAAAGGAAUCUCCAAGUCGGUACCAAGGAAGCAGGCUGACCACACCUCGACCAGUGGGCAUUACUUCCCCAUCGCAGUCAGCUACUCCACGACUCAGUUUCCAGCAUAGCAGCCAAGUGGUCAGUCGGUCCUCCUCUGUGGAGUCUAUCCCUUAUAGAGUGGCCAGCUUUGGUAGUAUGGGCCAAGGAAGCAGAGGACUGCAGGGAAGGAGCACUCCCAGAGACUCUUAUACUGAAACCCCUUCACCAGCUUCAACUCACAGCCUAUCUUACAGACCUUCAUCUGUCUCCUCUGGACAGGGAAUUUUGUCUUUCAAGCCAUAUCUAAAUGGGGAUUCAGGCCAUACAAGAGUCCUCACCCCCAGUAAUUCUGGUCAGAGAGAGAGCAGAACCACACUAGAGAGUCUUCCAGGUUUCCAGCUACCAGUCCUGCAGACUCUCUACCAACAGAGGCAGAUGGGGUUAGCCAGGGAGAGAGAAGCAUGGAGCACUUCCAGAUAAACCAUCAUCAAGGUCUGAUCUAUACAUAUUGCUGAAGGAUGGACUAUAGAAUCCACUACUCAUUAGCAGAGAUGACCUUGGAAAAUGUACCCCUGCUUUUUUUCCUGGUUUCAUUUUGUACCUUAUUCCCUUUUGAUCUUUAUACUUGAUAUUACCUCUCAGGAAAGUAGUAAGGUCUUUGAUAAGACUAAUGCUAAGAUGUUUAUUUCUUCCCCAGAAAACACAUGCUAACUUCUUUCAUUUCCUAACAAUUUGAAACUAAGGCUAUAAAAAUAAUUUUUGGCAUUAUGCUUGGAAGUGAGGAGACUAGAUAAUAUACUCAUCAACUUGUUUCAUUUCUGGAUUUCAUUUUUUAGCUUUGGGUAUAUUUUAUCAUUGCCCAUAUUAACAUGUACCAACUCUGUUCUUUACCCUAUUAUAUUAUGCUUUUCCUAUUUUUUUUUGUUUCCUGUAUGCCUAUUUACUAUUAAAUAUGUUGUUUUCCCUUUGUUAAAAUAAUUGGAUACACAGAUUUGCAACUUAUUGAAGUAGACAGAUAAUAAAGUAGAUAUUCUUUUA